This is a messenger RNA of Leptidea sinapis, 921 nucleotides long. RefSeq lists its product as uncharacterized. The transcript is spliced from 3 exons. The record is from RefSeq and is a predicted model, not a curated record. The coding region runs from base 105 to 803 and encodes 232 amino acids. Lineage: Eukaryota; Metazoa; Arthropoda; Insecta; Lepidoptera; Pieridae.
UGAUAAAUUUCAAUAAAAUUUAUAAAACAAAAAACCUGUGUAAAUUUAAGUAGAAAAUUUUAAAAACAAUUUGGUUCAUUUUAAUGAAAAAUUAUUAAAGUUUAAUGGCAUGCCCAAUGUGUUUCUGCCAAACGUGCCCGCCUACGAUUCCUUGCGGUACAGGUCCAUGCAGCUUCUCCUGUCCUUCGCCAAGACCGUGUUGCCAGCCGUGCUGUCCUCCACCAGUGCCAUGCACACCUUGUCCGCCAUGCACCUGCUCGCCAAGGUUUAGACAGUGCCCCGCUCCAGUGAUACCAGAUCUAGUACCGCCGAUUGUUCCUAUUCUUCCGCCUUGCAGACCUCGGAGGGCUCCACCAUGUGAGCCACCUCCGUACCCACCACCAAAACCAGUCUGCUGUCCACCUGUUCUACCAUGUUGCCCUCCACCUGAGCCAUGUGAUCCACCACCGGUAUGCCCAUGUCCAGAACCAACACCAUGCUAUCAGCCAGUUUUGCCGUGCUGCAAUCCACAAUGCCCUCCGCCAAUUUUACCAAAGCAAAGGCCCAUAUGUCCCAGGGCUCCUCCACCGCCUUACCCAUGCUUACCCGUAUCUCGCAGCUGUUGUCCUGAUUGUGAAUUGGAUCCCGUGACACGGCGAAGACCGCUUAUCGUCCAUGACAGUGUCUUUCAAAAUAGACCAUCCGGCUUUCCUGCAGAAUGUUUCACUAGAAAUAACCCUAACGUGCGUUAUUCUGUGUCAAACUACGUUAAGCAGGGUCCAACAGCAAAUUGUUGCUACCAUGUUCCUGUGCCCCUAAGCUAACAGAGGUUUUGAUGUCAUGAACAAUAUUCGCACAACGAUAUUGUUCGCACGUAAUUUUAAGUGAACUGUUCUGUGUCUGUUUUGAUCCUAAUUUUGGUGAAUAAAAUUAUAUUAAUAA